Messenger RNA from Larimichthys crocea (large yellow croaker), 3006 nucleotides. It is a transcript of the gene g6fl, whose product is annotated as g6f-like. The transcript has 11 exons. The record is from RefSeq and is a predicted model, not a curated record. Gene Ontology annotation, biological process: positive regulation of ERK1 and ERK2 cascade; T cell activation; interleukin-15-mediated signaling pathway. Gene Ontology annotation, molecular function: MHC class II protein binding; protein tyrosine kinase binding. Bases 136 to 1722 code for a protein of 528 amino acids. Lineage: Eukaryota; Metazoa; Chordata; Actinopteri; Sciaenidae. Gene Ontology annotation, cellular component: membrane raft; external side of plasma membrane.
GUCAGUCAGGAACAAUGGUAAUAUUGCAGGGAAGUGAACAAUACUUGGUGUUCUGGAGCAUACUUAGAAAGGUCAUAGUGCUGGAGCGACAGCUGGUGCAAUACGAGUUUCUUUUUUUUCUCCUUUUAAUGUGUGAUGGAGUCUGUUUUUCUCACCUUUAUUCUUGUUUUUUCCUUUGCGGUAUAUUACUCUCACGCUGGCACUCAAGACUGGGAUGAUGUUGUGGUGGCUAAAGAGAACAUACCGACCAUCUUACCCUGUAUUGAUACAACAGUGAGGGGCGCCGUAGCCAUUAACUGGAUAUGGAAGUCAUUUGGUUCAGAUAAAUCGAAAAUGGUUCUCUUAGCCAAUGAAAGGAAAGAGAUCUCUGGUGGUGGCUCAAAGGCAUCCAUGCGACUGGCUGACCAUAACUUUCAAGAAACCGGAGUGUUCUCUCUGUUCUUUCUUCCCAAAAUGGAGGACAGUGGUUUCUACUCAUGCAUGAUAAAGCAACAAGGGAAGGAAAUAAAGAAGAUUAUCCUCUUAGCUAUCCUUACAGUCACUGUGGUCCCAGCUGCACCCAUUCCUCAUCAUAGCACCCUGCGGCUGAUUGCCAGUGUUAAUCCUGACAGUGCCAUCUCCAAGAUCACCUGGGUAUCACCUGAUGGUGUUUCCAUGAAGAGCGAGAGAAAGCCAAACACAGGCACAGUGGCUAAGCUGCCACAGGUUUUUAACAAUGACAAUGGGACCUAUGUGUGUAUGGUUCGCUCUUGGGGUAACGGCAACAACACUCUUUUCCCCUUCAAUGUGGAUGUGACUGUUGAUGAUGACAAUGUGUUCACAUUCACAAAUAUAACAUACGCCCCUUUGAUCUCCACCGCCACUAAGGCUCAAACAUCUUUCACCCUAACCUGCCCUCCUGUCCAGGGGGACUACGUCCUGCUGCACUGGAUGCCUCCAGAUCCCAGGAAGCAGGGUAAUUUUAAACUGGUGUACCAGUAUGACCGGUGGCGGGGUACCUUCUUGAUGUCUGAGCAAAGCAAAAGAGUCCAGCUUGCCGGCCCACCCUAUAAUGCAGAGGCUGGGAGCUUUUCCUUUCUACUCGCACCUGGAUUGAAAGAGGGUGGCGUCUACAGCUGUGAUGUGCUCCUCAAUGACAACGCAUUCAGCCAGAGGACCCAGCUCAGCGUGCUGAAAGUUAAAACCACCCAACAUGCCUCAAAGAUGGAGUUGGUGUGCCUUUACUCAGAGCGGUCUCAGGUCCAAAGUGUCAAUUGGAAAUACCAGAAUAAGAGUCGGCAGCUGAAAAUGUCCAGCAACAAUCCUGGCAGCAUCUCCACCACUCUGCCUAUGCCUAUCACCUCUGAGACAGCCGGGAACUACACCUGCACCCUACAGCUGAAAAAUGGUCAGAUAGUCUGGGCAACGCAAGCUGUAAGACUGCCCUAUGAAGAGCAUGUCAGAGUCACCCCCUCCCAGCUCCCUUCUCUCUCUGCUUUAUUACUCUUGGUGCCCCUGGUUGCUGCGGCUGUCUGUGUGUUGCUAUGGAGACAGAAACACAUUUCUGAUCGCGGUAUUGAGCAGUCUCUGUCCGUCCAGUCACGCGAAGUAGAGAACAUCUAUGAGAAUCCUGAGGACGUCAGACAGGCUCCUCCCGAGGGUCCAGUCUACAUGGAUUUGAAACCAAGAGGAGAGGAUGAUGUCUAUAAGGAACUGGAGCGAUAUGAACAGUGUCAGAGCUGAUCACCUACCCACAUCUCAUCCUCAUCCAACUGUCAUAUGUGCUCAGUUCCCAGCUGCAGCAGAAGGCCUUGAUAAACAAAUGUAACAAAUGAAUGUCAGGGUUUGGAUGUGAAGAAAAACUUCAAUGCUUUGGGGAAAUGCAACUUUGAAAGUUUAAACUAUUGCUAUUAUAAUAAGUUGUAAAUACUGUAUUGCUGUCAUAUGUACGGAGCCCCUGAAAUCCCAAAGGGUGCAUUUUAAAAAAAAAUCUUGUUCAUACAAGACAAUUUACUAUAAAUUAAUAUGCAUCUCAGAUGCACACAGCCAACGCAUAAUGGCGUGAACUCAGCUGAGUUCUAUUUUUCACCUUGGCUUGUCAUAUCACAAGACGAAGGAGUGUUUGAUGGAGGUUUUAAAAAUGAUUGACUGGAAUGUUUAGUCAAGCCUCACUUAUUGAUAGUUGGUUUUCUUAAUGAGAACUAUAAAAACUAUAGACUACACUUUAAAUGAUUGUGUGUACUGUACUUCUUGACAGCUGUAAAUAUCAAAAACUAAAUCUUUAACUCUCAAUCUGAACUUUUUUUUUCUCCAUUAUUUCACAUCUUUAUUUUUAGUAUUUUUAUCUUGGGUGCACAAGUUAUUUAUCUUGGAAAAGAAGAGCACUCUUUGGGACUUUAGAAGCUCUGUAAGUUAUAUUUCUUGACAAGUGUAUUAUCCUCUUAAGCAUUUAUUAUUGUACCAUAUGUGUUGCACUUCUUUUUCUUCUCUUUAUUUUUUUAAACAUUCUUUUAUUUAGAGAAAGUAUCUUCCACAGGAGACUUCCACAAAACAACAAAAAACACAAUACAGACAAAGCUUCUUACGACCAGCUGUUACCAAUUCAUCUGUCUGUCCAUCCAAAGUGGGAAAUGACAGGGGCCCACAAAACCAAAAACAAAUCCAUUUUUAGAUGAAGUUUUGCAUCUUUCCCAUCAAAUAAACAUUCUUUAGUCUCUCUCGUCAUUGUUGAAGGGUGGGAGGUAAAGGUCUGAGCCAACACAGGGUUAUCAUUUUCCUCGCCACAAGUAGGAGAAUCUGUAAGAGUUGGGCUUUUCUCUUCCCUAUAUCCUCCCCUGGAGUCAAACCCAGUAUAUAGUGUAAUGGAUUUCAUUUUCAGAAUGUUUUGAAUUUCUGCUUGGAUCCCUUGCCAAAAUGGAGUCAAUAUCGGGCUAUGUGUUGCAUUUCUAUGGAUGUAUUAACAGACAUGGGGACUUGAGACUUAGUGACUUGGACUCGAGUCGCCGUUUUUAUGACUUGUGACUUGAC